Molecule: messenger RNA, 846 nt
Organism: Leptosia nina
Lineage: Eukaryota; Metazoa; Arthropoda; Insecta; Lepidoptera; Pieridae
Source: the annotation of a GenBank genome assembly
AUGUUGACUUGUAAAACUUGUGAGCGCAUGUAUCAUCAUCAAUGUCUUAGCAUUUCAUCGACGCACUUUAAUACUUAUAAAUCAGAAUUAGAGCGUUUAUGGACUUGUCCUGUGUGUAGAGGAAAUACGGACGAAGCCACUGCGUCCCAGAUUCCGUCUGAAGUAAAUGUAUCGGGGCAAGAUAAUUCGGAAAUGAGUACCUCAAAUCUACAGACGUGCCCUGAGCAAGAGUUUUUCACGCCCGUUUCUUUGCAAGUUGAGAUGCGGGAAAUGAUUAAAAAUAUUAUAGUCCAAGAAACUCAGAAGGCCAUGAAUAACCUAUUGGAAAAUGUGAUGAAAGUCUUAAAUAAUAAGUUGAAUAGCUUUAGUGAGCGUCUUAAGACUUUCGAGUGCAAUCUUAAUAAAUUGGAUAUUAAUAAAAGUUCCUCUGGAUUAGAUAAGACGAUCGAGCAUUCACUUCAAUUACCAGGCAAUCUCACCGCUAAGUCUAAGCGGAAACAGCAGCGUAAAAAGUUUACUCCUACCACAACAGCUGACAACAUUGCACCUCCGGCUGAGCCGCAAAGUCAGGUCUCGUUCUCUCAAUUACAGGAUUCAGCCUUAACUUCUCAAGUUGGUAGUGCCUUUAAGCAGGUCGCUUGUAUAGGGGAUUGGACGGAAGUCAAGAGAAAGAAACCUCGACAAGCUUCACGUAUUGUGCAGGGAACAGCUCAAUGCAAUAUUUCCGGAUUGGAGGCAUCGGAGAAAAUUAGCUAUUUCCACUUAUUUUAUGUUAAAAAAGGCACUAGUGCCGAACAAAUUAGCAACCAUUUACAAAAUAUAGGCGGCAUUGAAAACUUCAACUGA